AUUCAAUUUUUUUCCCAAGCUAUUUGUAAAUGGUUAACACUGAAUUCAAGUUCAAAUUUUGGUUCAAUCUUUUUGACAAGAUUAAAUUUUAGUUGAAUCUAUUCUAUCAAAAACCGGAUUAAAAAAAAACGUCCUCACUAAUGAAGCCUAAAUAAAAAUUCUGAAAUUUUCCGAAGAAGAGUUGCAAGGUGCAAGCCAUGCUUUUUAAUCCACAAGCCUGAAACCAUUUAUACUGCAGCACCGCUGUGAAAGAGAAGAAGCAAGACACCGUUGCCGCUGUGCGCGCCGUAAACUGAGCCGCCACCGCCGUUUCGCAGCCAUCUUCUUACCUAAUUCCCUGGCUCAAUCGGAUUCUCCGAAGGCUCAAGGAAAGAGAAGAAUCAGUAACCAUGAAACUCUUCAAUCAUCUCCGAAACCUAAACGGCACCACAACCCACCGCAUUCUCCGUAAUCGAUUUCACCCUCUUUUCAACAACACCAAAUUCUUCUCCGAUGCUCCAUUUCCUCAACAACCAACAACCUCACACGUUAAACCACCUUCGCCUCCUUCUUCCUUGAACCGCAACGAACUCGCCAAGUUCGCUGCCAUUGCUGAAUCAUGGUGGGAUUCUGAAGGGCCUUUUAAACCAUUGCAUGUGAUGAAUCCUACAAGACUUGCUUUCAUCCGCUCUGCACUGUGUCGACAUUUCAAGAAGGACCCUUACAGUGCUAAACCCCUUGAAGGACUUAAAAUUGUUGAUGUGGGUUGUGGAGGUGGAAUUCUUUCAGAGCCAUUAGCUCGGAUGGGAGCUACUGUGACGGGUGUUGAUGCUGUGGAAAAGAAUAUCAAAAUUGCUCGACUUCAUGCUGAUUUGGAUCCAACAACUUCAACUAUUGAGUUUUGUUGCACAACAGCUGAGAAGCUAGUUGAAGAAGGAAGAAAAUUUGAUGCAGUCAUGGCCUUGGAGGUUAUCGAGCACGUUGCAAAUCCUUCAGAGUUCUGCAAAUCUCUUGCAGCAUUAACAAUUCCAGAUGGAGCUACUGUCAUAUCGACAAUUAAUCGUUCAAUGAGAGCCUAUGCAACUGCCAUUGUUGCCGCAGAAUACAUCCUUCGAUGGCUUCCAAUGGGAACACAUGAGUGGUCCAGUUUUCUUACUCCAGAGGAGCUAGUUCUGAUCCUGCAGCGUGCCGGUAUCAAUGUGGAGGAGAUGGCAGGCUUUGCAUAUAACCCGAUGACUGGAAGGUGGUCUUUAUCAGACGAUAUAAGCGUCAAUUUCAUUGCUAUGGGCACCAAAACAAACAACACUGAAUAGAGUAUAGGAUAGAUAAAAAAAUUACUUAAUACUUGCUCUUAAUUUAUUUAUUUAUUUGUAAGAAUGAUAUUAAAUUAGUCCUGAAUGCUGAAUAAAUAUUGAAGUUUAAAAAGACACCAGAAAAAUAUUGGGUUGGUUAUGAACUCUCAAACUGUUUCUUGGUUAUAAAUAUUGCUGGUUUCUCUGGAUACAAAGGGAACUCAACAUCCUCAAAGCUGAAUUGCUAGCUAUUCUGCAAAGUUUUUAUCAAGCCAGGAUGUUCACCCAUGUUGUGUGUUACCCCGAUUCUCUGCUGUGUCAAUCUAAUGAAGUGGUAACUUCUGAGUUUCACAAGUAUGCUACACCAUUAUUCCAGACAUCUGGGAUAUGCUGCAAUUGUAUUAAAGUGCCAAACUGAUUCACACCGUCAGAGAAGGCAACUCCUAUGCAGAUUUCAAGGCCAAGUUUUGUGCUACCAAUGAUGACUUUGUGAUGUAGUUAUGACAAUCCACCUCAAAUACUAAGCAUUAUAAUUUUUUGCUUAUUGUUCAAGGAUCACAUUUGUGAGAACCUAA
Cicer arietinum (chickpea) is the source of this 1846-nucleotide messenger RNA. Its product is annotated as ubiquinone biosynthesis O-methyltransferase, mitochondrial. NCBI's taxonomy places the organism in Eukaryota, Viridiplantae, Streptophyta, Magnoliopsida, Fabales, Fabaceae. Gene Ontology annotation, cellular component: mitochondrion. The record is from RefSeq and is a predicted model, not a curated record. Gene Ontology annotation, molecular function: 3-demethylubiquinol 3-O-methyltransferase activity; polyprenyldihydroxybenzoate methyltransferase activity. Gene Ontology annotation, biological process: ubiquinone biosynthetic process.